AUGCACAAGCUUCUACUGCUAGCAGCCAUCCUGUCGGUAGCGGCAGUGUGUGUACCGCCUGUCGAAGCGUCUCUGUGCCGCAACAUCACAACCCCUCCGGACCUGUGCACAUGUCGGGACGGGCAAACCGCGGAUAACCAGACGUGCAGCCUUUGCUGGUGUACAGCGGACGGGCCAUCCGACUGCUAUGUUGACCUGGGCUGGCUGCAGGGAGGGGAAAGCUGGGUGGUGGACUUCUACCCCAGUUCCUACGCCUACCCGCCCUGGUACCUCCUGGACUGCUCAGCAGACACGAUUUGGGAACCUCCAGCCUUAAACGCUCCUGUUCCCAACAGACCUCACUGGAUAAUCCUGGACAUGCAGGCACCCCACAGGGUGUACCAGGUCAGGGUAGUACAAAAUGGAAACGGCCAACACGACAUCAAGGACUUUGUCUUAGAGAUGUCGCAGGUGGAUCCGUACGUGUGGGAAGUCGUGGAGAGUUCGGAUACCAUCGUGACCGGCACCAGCAGACCCCAGUACUUCGGCGACUUCAACCUUACGUCUCAGUAUUGGAGGAUCACAAUGAGAUCUGUCGUUGGAUGGCCUGUGAAGAUAAGGGACUUCUGCUUCUUUGGACACACGGAGCCAGAGAUCAAGAAGAAGAUCGCACCGUGCGAGACCUUACACUCCGCCUGCAUCCUGCCCACCCCUGCGGCGGGCGGUACCAUCGCCCCGGGGCACGAGCCGCCCGGGGACCAGCCGUGCUACGUCACGGUAGACAUUCACGAGGGGGUCCGCAGUCCGGACAACCCUCUCCAAGUACACCGAAGCGGGAACGUCACCAUUAACCCUUUGGUGUCCUACGAAUGUGACAUCGGCUACAACGUGAGUCUGCUCAUUUUAUCUGAUGACGUGUUUCCCGACAAGCUGAAGCUCGUGCUACCCUGGAAGACCAUGCCGCUCGGUUUAUUCAUGGUGCAGAUCACAGUGACCAUGAACGUGACCGAGUUAGGCCACGUCAGUACCGGCGUGGCGCAGACGUGGCUGGAGGUUGUUCCCCUGCCGCUUGCCGUGAUGAUAACUCCCGGCUACGCCGCCCGGUCCAUACACGGUGGAGAGUUCAACAUCAACGCUGACGACUCUUACGACCCUGACGAACUGGUGCCCAGCGAUGAGUUCCACUACAACUGGAGCUGUGAGGCUGUGGAUUACCCCGACCCACCCGGUAUGAGACUUCGCCUGACGCAAACAUAUAAUGGCAACAACAUCUGGACUCUAGAGGAAGCCCCGCCAGACUUUCCCGGCAUUGACUGGACCAACAACAUUACAUACAUCAGUUUCUUCUCCAUUAAUGUUAAGCCCAACGUGUUUACAGUCCCCGGAAACUACACAAUAAGACUCAGCAACUACCUGUACGCAGGAUAUCCGCGGCAUGCGGAGUACCGAUUCCAGGUGCUGCCGAACCCCCUUCCGGUGAGACUGCUGCAGGGGAACUCUACCGACAUCCCGCCUGAUGUGUGCACUGUCCUCCCUCCCGAGGGUGCAUCUCUGGUGGACAAGUUCUGUAUCGUCUGCGAAGAUUUCUAUGACGUCCUUGGCCCACUGAGAGCAGAGAUCCGGUACGAGUUCAUACCAGACGGUGUGGAGUUGGCAACAGUGAAGUUUCCAGGGAGCGGGCCGGCUACGGUCGUGCAGAUCAUUCUGGACAUCUUUUCUGGCUGGGUCCUGUACACGCCUAUGGUGGACAUCCCUCCCGGCCUGAUCAUAUUAGAACUGAUGGUGUCCAGCCCUGACGGACGUAACACCACUGUUCUACUGGACCCCAUUCUCAUCACGGACAAAGUGGCUGAGAACAUGGCGACUGUUGAACUGCAGGACUUUGACGGUAUUGUAGGGUUGUCGACCUCUACCUUACUAGUCACCGCAUUUCCUGACUCUGUGUCUGGGGAUGCACAAGUCCUGAGUUCCACGUCCCUGAAGUCUGCGUUUGAGAAGACCAGAGAGAUGUCAGUCAAUAACAGCAUGUCUGUAGGUGAGGUCAACCGGGCGGCGGCUUUGAUGUUCACAGGUGCAGUCAAUGUGUUCAAAGCUUCUGAAGUCAAGGCCGAGUCGGAACAGGAGGGUGGGGCGACUUCCUCCAACAUGCUAGAGGCGAUGCACGUGAGGAUAAAGCGGGAGGACCCGGGUGACUGGUCGGAGAAGCUCUACACGGUGGGCGGGCAGAGCGACUCGUUUGUCCGCGUCCCGUCCUUCGCAAGUCUGCUCCCGGACGGCUGUCCAGAUGGAGAGGUCGGCGUGCAGGUUUUCCAGUUUUACGCCAAGAGAAACCUGUCCUCGAUGAGUUUCAGCGUGGAUUUCAACAGCACCCUCUUCCCUCAACCCGUCAACCUGUGGCUGAGUAAGCAUGAGCCUCCGACACCGGCCAUGUAUGACUGGACAGCCACUCUGCCCGUACCGGAGGACCGGCUGUACUCCGUCCCGUGGAUUAACGGAACGUCCCUGACGUCCAGUCCGUACCAGUGGCUUCUGCCGGAGGAGGAGGUGGACAUCACUGGCUUUGAUGUGGAGAAUAAGACGGAGUAUUACAUCGGAGUUCAGUUCGACAGUGACCGGGAUCUCGGCAGCGGUGAAACCGUCAACUUCACUCUGUACGCCUUUGAGACGGCCUGUGUGUACUUUGAAGAGAACGGUACCCACCUGUGGCAAAGUGACGGCUGCAGCGUCGGUGUAAUGUCUAACAUCACCCACAUCCACUGCCGGUGUAACCACCUGACCAAGUUUGCCGGGUUCGUGGCGCCGAAUCCGCUCAACAUCCAGGACGCUUUGAAGGCAAACAUACUGGAGAACCCCAUCGGUCUCGUCCUGGUUCUUACCGUGUUCAGUGGUUACGUCAUGGGCAUCAUCUGGGCAAGGAAGACUGACAGGAAAGAUAUCGCUAAGGCCGGAGUGGCGAUACUACCGGGUCACAAACUGAACCCACGCCGGGAGUGUCAGUACGUCAUCACUGUUUACACCGGUUUCCGGGGCAACGCGGGAACAACAGCUGAGAUUACCUUGGUGUUAUACGGCAUCCAUUACGAGAGUCCUCCCCUCACCCUGAGGGACGGCAACAGAGUUCUGUUCCAACAGGGCAGCGUGGACUCUUUCCUGGUGUCUACAGAACAGCCGCUAGGGGUCCUCACUCACAUGAGGGUGUGGCACAACAACGCUGGGUUUAGUCCAUCGUGGUUCCUAGGUCAGAUUGUCGUGGUCAACAGGAGAACAAAUCAUUCGACCUACUUCCUAAGUAACAGAUGGCUCGCAGUUGAUGAAGAUGACGGGAGGAUAGACCGGAUCAUCCCCACAGCAGGAGAAGAGGAAAUGACGAAGUUCCGCAACGUUUUCUUCGCCAAAAGUUCACGAGACAUGAACGACGGCCACCUGUGGUUCUCCAUCGCCGGCCGCCCGGCCCGGAGUCCCUUCACCCGAGUCCAGCGCCUGUCCUGCUGCCUGACGCUGCUCUACAGCACCAUGGUCACCAACAUCAUGUUCUUCGGCCGCGGGGACGACUUCGACCCGCCGGAGCCGCUCAGGAUUGCCGGUUUAGAGAUCGACCCUCCUAUAUCUCUCCCUCAGCUGAUGAUCGGCAUACAGAGUGCAGUCAUCAUCCUGCCAGUCAACCUUCUCAUCGUCUUUCUCUUCCGAAACUCGGGAUCAAGGGCGCCGAAAAAGAGCAGCAGCAAGGAGACGGGCUCUGAGUCAGACAGACGCUUCUUAGCACUACUGCAGGGAAAACCUAGGGGGAAGAAAGUGUUUACCUCCAAUAACCCGGAUACGCCGUCGUUUUGGUACGCAAGGGACAAAUCAGACCCUGGUAAAAGUUCAACGGACUACAAGCUGAGCGUUCUGCAGUCGUCCAUGGAUCAUGAUGUUGAGGGAAGUCCUGAGAAACGGGAAGACGAAAGCGACAAGUCUGGAAUGAAGUCGUCUCUCCCCUGGUGGGCUGUGUUUGUAGGUUGGCUGCUAGUGUGGUCGGCGAGUUUCGUGGCGGCGUUCUUCACAGUUCUCUACACGUUAAGUUUCGGCAGGGCGAAGGCAGAGGCCUGGGUUUUCACCUUCGUCACGUCAUUCUUCACCGACCUGUUCCUGGUGCAGCCCUUCAAACUCAUGCUGGUCGCCAUGCUGUUUGCUUUGAUAAUCAAGAAACCCGUGGAGGAUGAAGACCCAGCUCCCGCACCCACAGAAGACGACGAGGAAUACAUCUACAGCGAUACUCAGUCUCCAGACGAAGAGCGGUCCACGCUGCCACCAGACGAGUCUGUGCUGGCCGAAGCGAGAGCCAGGAGCGCAGAGAAACGCAAACGUCGGUCGGCUGUGCUGGAGGUGGUCGUGUUCGGGCUGUUCGUGACGGCCAUCAUGCUCAUGGCGUACCAAGAACGGAGCCCGCUCGCCUUCUACAUGACUAACAACGUGAAGGGGCAGAUAUUGGAAGGAGACUUCUCUGAGAUCCGUGACAUUCCAUCGUUCUGGAGUUGGGUUGAAGACGACCUGAUUCCCGCCACCCGUACGGCGGAAUGGUACAACGGACAGGCUAACCCGGCUGACAACGUGCUGCAGGACAUGUUAACUCACCCGCUAGACGCCGUGCAGCUCAGACAAGUGCGGCUGCAACCAGGACAACACUGUGAGACCCCAGAGGAAAUGCGAACGUUUGUACCGAGAUGUACAGUGCGACACUCUACAAUGACAGCUGACACGGACGAUUAUACCCCGGGAUGGGUUCCUGUUAAUGACACCUUGAACAGUACAGACACGGUCACAUGUGCCCCGACAGUACCUCCACUCACCAGUACAGUCAGCACACCUGUCACAGGAGCGGGCUGUACUAUCCCUCUAACAACGGAGGAAACGAACACGCCAUGGAAGUACAGAUUCGCCUCUCUGAUUGGCAGCUUCCCGUAUUUUGGAAAGCACGGCACAUAUCUGGCCGGUGGGUACUCUACUCCGCUGGGCAACACGCGUGCGUCGAGCCUACGCCUGGCCGCGUUCCUGAAAGAACACAACUGGCUGGACGAGCGAAGCCGCGCCGUGUUCGUGGAACUGAUUCUGUACAACCCACACGCGAACCUGUUCUCAGCAGUGACUCUAGUCGUGGAGUUCACUAACCUGGGAGCCGCCUACAGGGGGGCUGAAGUCGUCACCGAGAGGCUGAUCCAAAACGACGCCAUCUUGCUCUUCGCACUCCGAGCUGUGUUGGCGGUCUUCCUUCUUUUCUUCGCCAUUAAAGAAGCCAAGAGCCUUUUCGCCCGUCCAAUCGAGUACCUGAGUGAGUUCUGGAGUUGGGUAGAACUCCUAGUCAUUGCCGUUGGGUUUUCCACCCUCGGAGUCUACUUCAACGCACAGGGCAUCAUUGACGAGGCUGCAGAACAGAGAACAACUUCGGACUCUGUUUUCGAUCUCUACAAAAGCGCCGUGAACUGGUUUCAGGUUUACACGUACCUUCUAGCGUUUCUCAUCUGUUGUGCAACGCUGAAGCUCAUUCGGCUCUUGCGGUUCAACUCGCACGUCCACGCGCUCUCCAUGACCAUCAAGAAGUCGUCCAAACCUGUUCUGCAGUUCUUCUUCGUAGCUGGCAUCAUCCUCAUGGCCUUUACUCAGAUGGGGAAUCUCCUGUUCGGCACCAAACUCCAGGAUUACAAGAACAUGCUGACCAGUCUGACCAGCCUCUGUACCAUGAUGUUGGGUGCUUUUGAUUUCCACGCUCUUGUUGAUGGUCACUAUAUUCUCGGUCCUCUGAUGUUCUUCUCGUACCAAUGCAUGAUGCAGUUUGUAUUACUGAGUAUGUUCAUGACUAUCAUCAUGGAUGUGUACGCAGAGGAAAGUCAGGACCCGAACACGGAAGACCUACAAAUGGUUGGUUUUAUCAAAGAAACUACAUCAGGGGCGGUAGGAAAGGCAAAUCGCACCCUGUCAACGGUAGGAAAGAAGGACAGCACAAAAACAUUCCGGGUUUACAGACCCGAUUUGGACUACCACAGAAAGUUUGCGACCGUGCUUAGAGAACUUAAUGAGAUUUCUAAACAGGACAAAUAA
Branchiostoma belcheri (Belcher's lancelet) is the source of this 6054-nucleotide messenger RNA. RefSeq lists its product as uncharacterized. Gene Ontology annotation, molecular function: protein binding; calcium channel activity; calcium ion binding. Bases 1 to 6054 code for a protein of 2017 amino acids. Gene Ontology annotation, biological process: detection of mechanical stimulus. The transcript is spliced from 32 exons. Gene Ontology annotation, cellular component: membrane. Lineage: Eukaryota; Metazoa; Chordata; Leptocardii; Amphioxiformes; Branchiostomatidae. The record is from RefSeq and is a predicted model, not a curated record.